AGAGGUGAAGGUAUAAUUGAUAGGGUAUGUUGUAAAAUUUUCUUUUACAUUACAAGCUCUCAUUUUUGUUGUGGAUAGAAAGACCCGUUUGAUUAGACCCAGCCCAGAUGACAAACCCCUUGUUCGGCGACUCCUUCGUACCACACUGACUGAGAACACGAAAUGGCGGUGUCGUCGAACUGUGUUCGGAAAUCUCUCCAAAUAGCUUCAUCUUCUGCCAAAACCCUAAUUUCUCGUCGAUCUCCUUUACCUUCAUCUUCUUCAAACCCCAAUAAAUUCAACGCCUCUGCUUCUUCUUUCCAAGCUUCCCCACACAAACGCUCAUUCUCCAGCUCCUGGCUCCCGGUGCAAUUGGCUGGUGCACAAGUCUCAUUGACGCCAUUGCAUAGUGCCACUGCUUCUGCAUUGUUCACUUCACUCUUGUCUUUGCAUAAUAACAACUGGGGUUGUCUUUCAGAAGGUUUUGCAACAACUUUAUAACACAAGGAUGAUAUCUUUGCUUUUAGGCCAUCAAGAUAGUGUUAGAUGCAGGUUUUCUUCCAACACUUGUUCCUAGUUGGUGCUGCCAUUAAUAAUAUAAUUUGAUUCAUUUUUCUUUAUAUACUGAGACUCUCUCGGGUCAUUUUGAACUUUCGGUUUUUUUCCGAUGGUUAACCUUCAAUCUAAGAAAUUUUUCAUGUAAAAUGUAUACCAGUUUAUCAAGUGAUUUUAUUUUGCA
Molecule: messenger RNA, 718 nt
Organism: Lathyrus oleraceus (garden pea)
Lineage: Eukaryota; Viridiplantae; Streptophyta; Magnoliopsida; Fabales; Fabaceae
Product: protein NUCLEAR FUSION DEFECTIVE 6, mitochondrial
Exons: 3
Coding region: 163-480 (105 amino acids)
Cellular component (GO): mitochondrion
Source: RefSeq, a predicted model, not a curated record